This is a messenger RNA of Bufo gargarizans (Asiatic toad), 1486 nucleotides long. It is a transcript of the gene CRYL1, whose product is annotated as crystallin lambda 1. The record is from RefSeq and is a predicted model, not a curated record. Gene Ontology annotation, molecular function: L-gulonate 3-dehydrogenase activity; NAD+ binding. NCBI's taxonomy places the organism in Eukaryota, Metazoa, Chordata, Amphibia, Anura, Bufonidae. Gene Ontology annotation, biological process: fatty acid metabolic process. The coding region runs from base 100 to 1059 and encodes 319 amino acids. The transcript has 8 exons.
CCAAGUACAUAGUGUGGGUUGUGACACUGCUGCUAGUCUAGUACUGGCUGGAUCCUUCCUGAAAUCCUCACUUGUAGACAAAUCACGCAGCCGCUGAACAUGACUGACCCAAAGGAAGGGAGUGUUGUGAUUAUUGGAAGUGGUCUCAUUGGUCGCAGCUGGACUAUGGUGUUUGCAAGUGGUGGCUUUAAAGUCAGACUGUAUGAUAUUGUAAAAGAACAGGUCACCGCAGCUCUGGAGGAUAUACGGAAACAGAUGGAAGAGCUGAGAAAAUCAGGAAUGUUAAGGGGAAGUCUGAACCCUGAGGAGCAGAUCUCGCUGAUUAGUGGUUUCAGUGAUUUGAAGUCGGCAUUAGAGGGCGCCAUAUUCAUUCAAGAAUGCAUCCCAGAGAAUCUGGAAUUAAAGCUCAAGAUAUUUUCUGACAUAGAUCGUUUCGUGAACGAUUCAGCCAUAAUAAGCAGCUCAACAUCUUGCCUCUCACCGACAAAGAUGUUUAAUGGACUUCGACAUGUCAAGAACUGCAUAGUAGCACAUCCUGUGAAUCCACCAUAUUAUGUUCCCUUGGUUGAAUUGGUUCCCCACCCACAGACAGAACCAGUCACAGUGGAGAGAACGUAUGCCCUCAUGAAGAAAAUUGGUCAGUCACCUGUAAAACUAAUGAAGGAGACAGAUGGGUUUGUGCUGAAUCGACUUCAGUAUGCAGUGAUUAGUGAGGCAUGGAGACUUGUCCAGGAUGGAGUGAUUUCACCGAGGGACGUGGACAUCGUCAUGUCUGAAGGUCUGGGAAUGAGAUAUGCUUUUCUUGGUCCUUUGGAAACCGCGCAUCUCAAUGCAGAAGGCUUUGAAAGCUACUGUGAACGCUAUGGAGAAGGGAUAAAACGAGUCUUGGAAACUUUUGGACCAGUUCCAACUUUUUCAGGUGAUGUUGCGAAGAAAAUUGACCAGGCAUUGUGGGAGGACCAGACCGAUAAACCUGAUCAGCUUAAAGCACGGAGAGAAUGGAGGGAUGCAUGUCUGAGUCACCUAGCCAAGCUGAAGAAAGAAAUGAAAAAGAAUUAAUGUUUGCAAUUAGAUGAUUCAAAAUGUAAUUCGGUGCAGUUUGCCCUUGGCUCAAAUACAUACAUUUGCUGCAAAUAGGCAACACAGUGUACUGUAUUGCAUCAAAUAGAAUACAAUGAAUAUAACCCGAGUGACAAGAUCUACUGCUUCUGAUAUGUUUAUAGCAUUGCUUUAGAUGACUAUGUGCUUCAUGUCUGAUUAUAUGCCAAUGUAUAGGAUAGUUUGUAUAAUAGGGACCAAUUACACAAACUAGUGUUUUACACUGAACACAUUUUAAACAAAUUUGCAUUUUCUUUACUGAAGAAAGUAGUGUUUUCUUGGGAAACCUCCCCUAUAGGGUGUUAAAUUUUUCCAAAGAUGUGAUUUUCAUAUGACUUUGCUUACACCCCGAGUCUCUAUGAUGUAAAAUAAAGAAGAUUGGAUAAUA